GCGGCGGCGGCGGCCGAGGUGGGGAAGGACCGUCCGAGCGGCCGAGGCGGCGGCGAGGAGGAGGAUGAUGAUGAUGAUGAUGAUGGAGGAGUCGGAAGAAAACGGCACCGUAGUGAAAGCGGGGGAAUUAUUACCGUGCAAGAUUUGUGGACGAACCUUCUUCCCAGUAGCAUUAAAAAAGCACGGGCCGAUAUGCCAGAAAACCGCGACGAAGAAGCGCAAGGCGUUUGAUUCCAGCAGACAGCGGGCGGAAGGGACCGAUAUUCCAACAGUAAAACCUCUGAAGCCUCGGCCAGAACCACCAAAGAAGCAGUCUAACUGGAGAAGGAAGCACGAAGAAUUCAUAGCCACCAUCCGCGCAGCCAAAGGGCUUGACCAGACCCUUAAAGAAGGGGGGAAACUCCCUCCACCGCCUCCACCUUCCUACGAUCCUGAUUACAUUCAGUGUCCCUAUUGCCAGAGGAGGUUCAAUGAAAAUGCAGCCGACAGGCACAUCAAUUUCUGCAAGGAGCAGGCAGCUCGCAUCAGCAACAAAGGCAAAUUCUCAGCCACCGACACCAAAGGGAAAGCAUCCCCUCGAGCUCAGUACAAGCCGACCGCCCUUCGGAAGCCCAGCGCCCCAACGGCGCUUCCCUCGGCCUCUUCCCGCCUACCGCAGCCGAGUAGCGCCAGCAAGCCCGGCCUAGGUGGGCCCGCGAGCAAGGUACCUUCUCCCGGGGGUCCUUGGGGAAGCAAAGUUCAGACCUUAUCUCCCUCUCACAAAGGCGCCGUGGGAGCGGCAGCUCCGCAGGCAGGAGGUGCCCCGAGAGCUCGAGCGCCGCCCCCGCCCGGCCUGGUGAGGAGCCCCGUCCCGGCCGCGCUGGCCAGCAAAAGGAAAACCUACGGAGUCGACGGUUCCACGAGCAGGGCGGGCGGCGACCGCUCGGCCGACGGCUGCGACGGCGGCUCCCCGGGACCGUUCCCCAAGUUCUGCCACGAGUGCGGGACCCGCCAUCCCGUGGACUGGGCCAAGUUCUGCUGCGAGUGUGGCGUUCGGAGGAUGGCUCUGUGACCGCCCCCGACCAGAGCGACGGCGCGGCCGGCCCACCCCGCGGGGAGUUCCUCCGCCUGCCGCGGCCGCCCGCGCCCCGGGACCCCCGGCCUGGGGGAGUGACUCGGAGGGGCGGUCCCCCGCUCGGUUACCUAAUUUAUAUGCGCGUGAGUGCGCGCGCGCGCGCACGUCUGCGUGAGACGGCAAAGAUCCCGGAGAAACAGCCCCAGAAUUUCCCGUGGACCCAGGCCAGCUUAGGACGGAUGAUGGUUUGCUCUCUCUCCCGGCCCCGAAGCCGGCGGGCGGGAGGGCGGCCGCGCCCCAGUGCCGCUCUCCGGACCCGUGCGACCCCGGCCCUCUUCCCCGAGGCCUCCCGGAGAGGGGCUCUUUCCAGACCCGCCCUAGGCCCCCCACCCCCGCCGUCCCGCUCCGGGAAGGCCUCUCGGAAACGUGGGUCUGGGUCAUUUCCCAGGGGAACCCGCCGCCUGCGGCCCCGCGCCGGGGUGACGGGGCGGGAGCCCGUGCAGAGAGGGUGGCAGUUUUUUCUCCCAGAUGGUCCCGGGGCCUCCCCCCCCGAGGUAGGUCUCUCUCCCCGUCGCCCGGCCCCUCUCCCCUCUUCCUGGCAGGCAGGACGCUUCUGCCCAAGUCGCUCCGCCGCACGACUUCUCUAACGGGCCGAGCCGUUUUCCCUCCUCCGCCCCCGCUGGGCUCGGCCUUCACGGCCAGGGUCCGCCGGCCCCGACGGGUCACUGAGGGAGGAGCGGGUCCGUGCGGGCCGAGGCGGACCGGUUCGAACCCGUCGCGUUUCCGGUGUGACUUCGGGCUUUCCCGUCGGCUCCGCUCCACGUCCGGUGCCGCUCGGCCGCCGGGCCCGGCGGGUCCCGGCCGCUGGCCCUCGCCGCCGCGCGGCUCCGAGGGACGGGAGGGAGAGGCGGGGCGGGGCGGACACCCCGGGCGGUCCAGAGGGGUCGGGGGGCAGCCGGCGGUCGGUCGGCUCCAUCGGGAACCCGGUUUCGGAAAGCCGAAGCGGGGUGGGGGCGGGGGGGCGGGGGCGAGGUAUUUAUGAAUUAGGAAACAGGCCGUGUACCCGAAGCCACUUUUAAGACUUUCAUAAUUAACUUCAUCUACGAUUGCUCUCUUUGAUUUGUUGUGCAAUACUGUUCCUAGGAAACUGUCUCCAAGCCAGGCCUCCUCGCUUCGGCGUGUGUCUGAGCGACCGUGUCGCAAUGUGGAAAAUGAGUUCCAGCUUGGGCCGCGAGUGUAAAAUCCCCACCCGUGGCCCACGCUGACGGUAGGCAUCAGCUCCACGACUCACGUGCCCCUCGACCCCCAUCGCGACUCGAGCCCCUGCGCGUCUCCCUAUCCUCUCCCAAUAAAGGAACGGAACACUA
Molecule: messenger RNA, 2421 nt
Organism: Ornithorhynchus anatinus (platypus)
Lineage: Eukaryota; Metazoa; Chordata; Mammalia; Monotremata; Ornithorhynchidae
Gene: ZC2HC1A
Product: zinc finger C2HC-type containing 1A
Exons: 9
Coding region: 65-1051 (328 amino acids)
Source: RefSeq, a predicted model, not a curated record